AUGACUGCGGCGUUACCCAACGAUCUCGCCUUGUCCACAACGUACAUUCCAUCGACCGGCGUCUCGUACUCGGUGGUGUACGGCUGCAACGACAGCCAGAUGGCUGAAAUUUGGCGGCGGCUUGACCGCGAACGGCUCAUCGGCAGGGCGGAAAGCUUGGCCGACAAGUUUACCCUCGGGUCCGACAUACUCGAGAACAAAUCCUGGGAUUCCACCAACCCCAAGAUGCAGGGUUACCUAGAAGUGUGUCUGCAAAGCCGCACUCUGAUCGAUUACAUUCGGGCGGCCAAGCGGCAGCUAGCCAAAGUCUUGGUUGAGAUCGAUGGCUUAGAGAGGUUAUGGCGCCAAUCUAACUUGAAGCCUGCCGUGUCAAAGGCUAGGCUAAAAGCUGAGAAGGGAAAACGACAAAAAAAGAUCUCAGGAAUGCUACAAACGGGGGAAAAAAUGAAGCAGAGAAUCCGUGAGAUGCUGGACGAGUAUGACGACAAGGUGGACGAAUGCAAGAAAAUGGCGCAGAACUUGUCUCUUGCGAUGCAAUCUGGAUGGAACCAAAUUGCCCGGGAGGACUCCAUCACCAACACACGUAUCUCCAAAGCCAACACCAUGAUUGCGUUGGAAACCAAGAGAGAGAGCGCCCAGAUGAGGUCCAUUGCCCUCCUCACUAUGAUAUACCUCCCCCUAUCAUGUGUGGCAUCCGUCUUCUCUACCACGCUAUUCAACUGGAACCCUAGCGAUGGGGAGCCAAUUGUUUCCAAAUACAUAUGGGUUUUACUGACCCUCGCUCUGGUGUUAACAUGCAUCACCGUUCUGGCCUGGCAUUUCACCACCAACCGUGAGAAGAAGCGCGAGAGAAAGAGGAGCGGAACUUUCGAUACGGUUCUGUCGGAUGCCGUAUGA
Chaetomium globosum CBS 148.51 is the source of this 897-nucleotide messenger RNA. RefSeq lists its product as uncharacterized. The record is from RefSeq and is a predicted model, not a curated record. NCBI's taxonomy places the organism in Eukaryota, Fungi, Ascomycota, Sordariomycetes, Sordariales, Chaetomiaceae. The transcript has 4 exons. Bases 1 to 897 code for a protein of 298 amino acids.